Xyrichtys novacula (pearly razorfish) is the source of this 7071-nucleotide messenger RNA. NCBI's taxonomy places the organism in Eukaryota, Metazoa, Chordata, Actinopteri, Labriformes, Labridae. The record is from the annotation of a GenBank genome assembly.
UGGAGGUUUUUCCGGAAGAAGAAGCCUCAGCAUGGCGGAUACAUUUUCCACCUCCAGCGUUGCCUUUUAGUCUUUAGAGUCAUUUCUCGUCUCUAACAGCCCAGUAGUUCUGCAGUGAGCGGUUCCAGCUCAGUGUAUCGACCCGCAGCUCUCCGCUCGGUCCCGGGAUCAGACGUCUGCUCCACGGAGGGUUAAUGUUCGCGGCUGUUUGGACACGUCGUGACUUGUGACCCAGUUCGGUGUGGUAAGUUCUGUCCUCUCCUCUUUAAACUGGUUUCCAGUCUGAUCCAGUAUUUCUGAGCUGAGUCCUGAGUUGAUGCAGAACCUGAAAGUGUCAGUUUGACUCUCAGUUUACAUGUGAAAAUAAAGGUUAGAAACAACAACAACAACGAGGAGCUCCGGUUAGUUACAGAGAGAGUUCAUGAAUUAUAGAGAAAUUUAUAAUAAAACCUCAUUAAACACCAACUAUCUUUAACUGUCUGAGGGUCCACUGAAGCCCUCCUACCUCCUGAUAGAGGAGGCUCAACGGUGAAUGUUGAAGGAUGACAGUGAAGGAAGAAAAAUACUAAAAAAACAUAUUUUACACAAAAGCAACUCAACUACAAUAAAUACAGACUAUUUAACCCAAUAAACUGUGUCCAAAGUUUGAACAAGUGAAGGGUAAACAUUUAAAAUCAUAACAAAUGCUAAAAUUUAGGGCUGUCAUGGUGCAAAUGUAACAUCAAAAACUAAAAAUGUGGCGAUUCCUGAAACCAGAAUAAGUGUUAGAGGUGUUCAUAAUGUCAUGUCCAGUUAGCGAAUGGAUUUAUAUGUAGAAUUCUGAGUCCUUGCUAGGGCUGGGCGAUAUGGGAAAAAGUUUAUCACAAUAUAUUUUUUUCAUAUCAGUCAAUAUCAAUAAAUAUCAUUAUUAAAAAACAAAAUGUAACUGUGAUUAUUGGUAUCAUGUCUUUUGCAAUACAAUGGCCAAAACAUGGCAGAAUGCCGAUUAUUGAAAAGGAGAUUGACCAUGUUUUGUCUUGAGAUUGAAGGAAAUUCAUUUUCAAUACAUAUCAUUAGCAUUUCAUCGCUCAGCCCUAGUCCUCACAUUAAAAUCAUGUCUGUGUGUCUUUAGCAGCGCUCACUUCAUGGAUAGUUAUUUUCUCAUUUUUCCUGCCUCAGAGUUUGGACUUGGUUGUUGUAGAGCAGCUGAGUUAGACUGCAGUUCUUUCAGUUCAGUCACCUAUAAUCUAAGUUCUGAUUUUGCUGAACCUGAAUCUUCAUUUGUGUUUUUUUCUCCACUUGGUUUCCUCAGACUGACUGAGUUGGACCCUGAGCACGGAGCAAAGAGAGUCACACCACAGUGACUUUGACCUGAGUGGAAAUAAACACACAGAGACACAGACUGAGCGUCUGUUUAAAAGCUGAAAUCAACGAUGGAUGAAGUGACUGUGGAAGUAGAUGAAGAAGUGACAAAACAGGACUUCUCCUUUGAGCCGCUGCCAGAGCCGUUACUGAUAAUCCUGUCCCCGCCUCCGCCUUUCUUACCCGUGCCUAGAAGACCCGCCAUGUUAUGGCACAAGUGGCUCAAAGCCUUUGAACACUAUGUGGAAGGACUCAAUGAACAUGAGCUCAGCGACACCAGUAAGUGUCUGCUCCUGCAGAACUGUCUCGGUCCAGAGGGUCAGCGCAUCUUCUCCAUACUGAACCCGAGUGAAACCUCGUACGCAGCAGCUAUUUCCACUCUGAGUCUUUACUUCAGCUCCAGUCAGAGCUCUCAAAUGUACCGCCUUAAAUUUCACCAGAGAGGUCAGGAGCCCGGAGAGACUGUGUUUGACUUUGUGUGUGAGUUAAAAGAACUGCUGAGGUCGUGCAACUACGGAGGCCCACAAGAAAAACUGGUCCUGGAUCAGCUGAUCGAGAAAACAAACUGCACACAGCUCAAAAGCCGGCUCAUGUUGGAGAGAGGGAGACUGACCCUGGACAAAGCCUUGGUGAUCGCGAAGGAAGUCGAAUCAGCUUUAGGUGACGGCGAGCUCUUUGGUGUUCACGAGGUCAGUGUGGACAUUUCAGACGACUUUGACCCUCCUGUUAUAAAGAGGAAAAGAGGACGUCCUCGCAAAGACGAGAAGAGGGAGAAAACUGUCAUCAAACCCCGCCCGGCUGAAAAACCUGCUCGAGCAUCUAAAAUCAAAGAUAACUUUUAUUACUCCGACGAUAAGAUGUACUACAGCGAAAAUGAGGAGGGGGACAAAACCACGCAGACCGGAGACAAAUCCAGCAGUGAGACAGCCGCUGAUGAAGACUCGGCCCUGUCAGCGUCGCAGAGGACAGAGGAGGAAGUCUCUGACAAAGCCAGUGACGAUGUUAUUUGUGAUGAUGACGAUGAAGACGAAGAUUUGGGAUCGUCUCCAUCCUUCCAGAAAGGUCUUAAGGGUCCCUUCUGUCCCCUCUGUGUCAACCGGCGCUUCAGAGACGCUCACAAACUGGCCCGACACAUGAGGACGCACACCAAAGAGAAACCCUUCAGCUGCCCCAUCUGCUCCGUCACCUUCAGCCAGUCGUAUCACAUGACCCGACACAUGAGGAACCAGCACGGUGCGGGCCCCCACGUCUGCUCCACCUGUGGGGAGAGUUUAGGGUCCCACUCCGAGCUGCAGAGUCACAAGAGGGCGCAUGAGCCCCGGGUUUUGUCCUGUCCUGCAUGUUAUCAGAACUUCACCAGAGAAGGUGCGUUUUUGACUCACCUGAUGUCUCACAGCAAAGAUCAGUGCGAGGAGACCGAGGGGCGGAGUUCUCAGGAAGGCGAGGAAGUUAAAAACAGCGAAUCAAGUCAAUCAUGUGACGUAGACGAUCAUGAGAGUGACGAGUGCAGUAAUGACGUGACGGAGGUGGAUGCAGACUCUGGUAAAGACGACUCUCAGGAGAUCGGAUCUGAAGUUACCGUAAAGACCGAAGUCGGGGACGCAGAUGAGGCCGAUGGUGGAGAUGGAGACGCACCGAAGGAAAAGGUCCCCUCUAAGACCAGAACCAAGGACCACGUCUGUCCCAUCUGUGUGGACCGAAGAUUCAGAGGGCAGAAUAAACUCGCCCGACACAUGAGGACGCACACGAAAGAGAAACCCUUCAGCUGCCCGGUCUGCUCUCUAACCUUCAGCCAGUCCUACCACAUGACCCGACACCUGAGGAACCAGCAUGACCUGGGCCAGUAUAUCUGUACGAAGUGUGGGAAGAGUUUAGGAAGCUGGUUAGAACUCAAAGAGCACAGGAAGACUCACGCCGUCGAAGGCCUGACGUGUCUCGCGUGUGACAAACAGUUUAAGGAGAAGGCGGAGCUUGUGCGUCAUCUCAAAGUUCACAAGAAGGUCACCAACCCUCGCAGCCUCAUCUGUGGGGACUGCGGGAAAGUAUUCGGCAGGAUGUACCACCUGAAAAGACACCUCAUGUCCCACCGCAAAGCUGCGAACGUCGAGUCCUACACAUGCCCCGACUGUCAGAAGACCUUCGCUUUCCCAGAGGACCUCAACAAACACCUGGAGGUUCACGUGAAGGAAAACAACGGGACGUGUCCGAAAUGUAACAGAAAGUUCAGCAGUCCUGAGGAGCUGGAGGCGCACAUGGGCGAACACGAGAAGACCUACCCCUGCAACACCUGCGGGAAGAAGUUUAAGGUGGAGUACGCCCUGAAGAAACACGAGCAGAGUCACCAGGACGAGCAGUACUACUGUUCGCUGUGCCGCAAACACUUCACCAAACUGUCCCACUACAAGAGACACAUCAUGGUCCACGACAGACGGGAGUGCAGAUGUCCACACUGUGACAGCGUCUUUCUCCAGCUCACGGCGUUCAAGUAUCACCUGCGGACUCACACAGAAGAAAGACCGUAUCAGUGCACCUGUUGCAUCGAGUCCUUCGAGGAUAAGGAGGACCUCGAUCAGCACUGCCUCAAACACAGGAAGUUCAAGAAAGAGCGUCCGUACUCCUGCACUCGUUGCGAUUGCGCCUUCUCCAUGCUGAUCGAGCUGACGGAGCACAUGACGUCCCACGAGGGGGAGCAGCCCAUGAACUGCCCCAUCUGCGGCAAGACCUUCCUGAACAAGAACAAGCUGGAGAAACAUCUGAGCAUCCACACGGGGGAGAGACCCCACCUCUGCUCCAUCUGCGGCGACGGCUUCCCCUCCGCCGCCAGCCUCAAGCUGCACAUCCACAUCCACACCGGAGAGAAACCCUUCCAGUGCUCGCAGUGCAGCAAGAGCUUCAGGUCGUCCAGCGGGCUGCGGCUCCACAGCAAGCAGCACCUGGACAUCCGACCCAGCUACGAGUGCCCCGAGUGCGGCAGAACCUACGGCCGCAUGACGGAGCUGAAGAUGCACCAACGCUACCACACCGGGGACAAACCGUACGCCUGCACCUGCUGCAGCAAACGCUUCAUCAGCAAAGACAAACUCAACGUCCACAUGAGGGUUCACACCGGAGAGAGACCGUACUCCUGCCCUCACUGUGGACAGACGUUCACACAGACCGGGGACAGAAACAGACACAUCAGUAAAUACCACUAAUUAGAAACGUUCAGAGUAGAGAGGCGUGUGUUCGUGGUUCUGCAUGUUUGUUCGGCCCAGACUGGGAGCUCUGUUCAAGGACAGUGAAAAUGUUGAAACUAUUUUCAGCAAAGUCUUCUGUCUUAUUGGUCAUAAAAACAUCAUUUAACUGUUUCUGAGGAAAAGAAAAAAACUGUCAUGUUGAGAAGAAUAUAACCUGUGAGAAAGAGGUGGUCUGACAUCUGAGACGAUCAGAAACGAGACGAAGAUUUGUGUAAAUUUGGGGGAACUAAAAACAUGCAAAACCACUGAUCUGUCUGAGCUGGAGGAGCAGCUGCGUUAGCAGGUUUCCACUGCUGUGAAAUUUUCUGUCGUCUCACUUUGGCUUUUAUUCUGUCACAUCAAAACUUCAGAGGCUCUGCAUGAGGAUGGCUCUCUCUCUCUCUCACUCUCUCACUCUGUGCCUGACUUAACCUUAAAGGGAUAUUCCCGUGUGAAAUUAAUUUAGGGUCAAUCACACUUCAACACCGAGUUAGACACCCCCUCCAGAGAUGAAUGUUGACGACCGCCUGCCUUUCUAGUUAUACCAACUUUGGUAACGAACAAAGAUAGCAAUAAAGAGAGCCACGCGCUCAACCAAAACGCCACUCUAUAGCCACAAAUAAUGCUCAGAACAGCACCUAACUUCAUCAACAGGACAUAUAGGGUCACAGACAUAGUACUAGACACCAAACAUCUUUUUAACUUUGACUAAUUUCUUAUUUCUGUUUGUAGCGAGACCUCAGGCCAGUCCAUUACGGACUACAGCGGGGUGCCGCAGCUCAAGGAAGAACCUUUAUGAUCAUUUCUUCAUGGAAAUACAAUCAGACCGAGACGCUAAGACAGAAGAACUACUGCGUCUGUAAAAUGAUUAAUAUGGUGAUUAUUACUUCAAGGAAAUGAUAAAGAAAUGAUCAUAAAUGUUCUUCCUUGAGCUGCGUCACCCCGCUGUAGUACAUAAUGGACUGGCCUGAGGUCUCGCUACAAACAAGCGGCUGCUGGAAGAGAGUAGGUGAGUUGUGUUUAGUCUCUUUGGUGAAGAAAAUUAAAAAGGUGUUUGGUGUCUAGUACUAUGUCUGUGACCCUAUAUGUCCUGGUGAUGAAGUUAGGUGCUGUUCUGAGCAUUAUUUGUGGCUAUAGAGUGGCGUUUUGGUUGAACAUGUGGUUCUCUGUAUUUCUAUCCUGCGGUCGUUACUAAAGUUUGUAUAACUAGAGAAGGAAGCGGUCGGCAACAUUCAUCUCUUGAGGGGGUGUCUAACUCUGUGCGUGUUUGACCCUAAAUUAAUUUUACACCAGAAUAUCCCUUUAAUACAACCCUUGCACAUUGGAAUACACUAACUCACCCACAAACACACACUAAUGACUGGCAUGUGAAUGAGUUUUCAGUCAAGCUCAGCUGAUUAUGUGGCUCCAAAUAUCAAAACACACGUUCUCUACCGCAGUAUAACAGCUCAUGAUAUUUCCUUUCACUUUUGAGUUUCUUUGCUUCUUUUAUAGUUUCCUGAUUAUUUUGUAUCAGUGCUGAAUAAAGACAUGCAGUAAAACGAAACUAUCAACCAUGUAAAGAGCAAAGCUUGUAAAAAGCAAACGUGAGCCGCAUCUUCAUUCUCACCUUCAGUCAGAAACUCAUCGUUCAGGUGUAAAUAUGAAUCAAAUCAAAUAAACCGUCUCUGUCCUCUCGUCAGUGCCAGAGCUCAUUUAAAUGAACAAGAAACACAAAGUGUGAAAGGUCUGAAGACAAGGACACAUACAGAACAAGAAUAUCAGUUUAAUCACAUGACCUGGACGACACUUUUUAUUCCAGAUUAUGAGGAAUGUAAAAGUUCUCAAUCAUGUACUUAAUAAGAGAUUAUUUUCAAAAACAAAAAGGAGUUUUCUGAUUUUAUUUGAUCGGUAAAAACAGGAUGUUCUGAUUUUUUUCAUGUAUGAAAGCAGAAAAUAACGCACAGUCUACCUAAGAGGAGAGUUUGAGACAUUAAAUUAACCCUGUUUUUAAAAUACAUAAAAUUAUAAUUAUAAACCUGCAAACAUAAAAAAUAGACUUUUAAGGUUCUUGACUGAACAAGAAAAAAAAUGUUGUAUAAAGGCUGCUCAGAAUCAUCAGACCAAUGCUGACGUCACUCCGUCUUUGUCACAAGACUUAACACGAAGAUGAACAUCCAGACUCAGUAAAAUCAAUAUUUUGUGAAAGAAUUAAAAUGUAAAAUUGUUGGUCCUGAGGAGUCCUGGGACAACGACACAAAAGGCCGGGUUCUAAACACAAAAGGUACGAGUAGGAAAGAAGACUUCCUACUUUCUAAUUUCAGGCUCGAACACUCGGGUUUUAUUAGUAUUUCACUGUAUUUUUUUUAAAACAGGUAUUUGUAAACGUAAAAGUAAAGAAAAUACAGGAAAUAAAUGUUAUGGAAAAGGAUGGUAAUUUAGGGAGAGAAUGAAGCAUUUAAGAACUGUUAGAAAAAAAGUACAAAGGGCUUCAGUUUAAUACCACAGAGUAACUGUUUGUUAAACUUAGUCGAGA